AUGCCCAAUGCAUUACCAGCGGAUCACCACAAAGGCUAUCGCCACCCUUUUCUAUUUGGGAUCCAUUAUUUGGGUGGUGUAGGAGAUAACCCAAGAACUCUGUCCGAGUUGGCCAUGUCGCAAUUCUCGGCCGAACUUCGACGAAAGCCAGAGUGGUGGAAAUCCUUUCAAAACCAAGAUGCGAGAUCUUCCUGGGCUAAGGAGGCACGUAAAAGUCUAUGGAACGUAAGAACGCCAUCUUCAAGUGCUGAAGUUCAGCUUUCGGAGAAACAGAUCGAUUACGUUCUAGACGAGUUGGCCGGAUACAAAUCCUUACUGGAUGAAGCGAAUGGCUGCCAAGUUUCCUGCUUCGAGCGCAUAUGGGAGUCUGAUUCGCUUCUUGAAUCAGCCACCAUUGCCCAGCUUCAAGAGAAGUUGGGUGAACUUCAGAAGGACAGCCUCCACCUUACGAGGAGGAACGAGGAUGGCGUGACAAUUUCUGUCAUCGAACCGAUGCUCUACUCCCUGGUGUACAACCAAACUCUUGUGUCCAACUCUUCACACCGCCCACCGCGUUCCUUGUCCCCGCCUCCUUCAACAGAUAUUUAUACUGUCUGCUCUCAAUUCGCAUAUCUUCCGGCCGAUGUAUGGAUACCUGCAGAUGGCUCACCCGUCAAGUUUUCCUCCUACAUAAAUAACCUACACCCUGAGAACUCAUUCCUGUAUAACCUACUCGAAACCUGCCUCUCAGGUUUCAUACCACUCUUCGAACACACCCUGACAGACUUGCACCGAAACAACCCACUCACGCAAAGAAUACUUGGACCUUGUACAUACACCAUUUGGGACGAACCCGAGUGCCCAGAAUUUUCCGAUGAUGAAGAUGGUUGGUUGAACUAUGAAAGGGAGGUACGGGAGUGGGUUAUGAAUCGACCGCUGCAGCUACCGGACGUUCCUAAUGCCGGUUAUCUUGGUGGGCUCGAACACCGGAAACACAUCGUCACUUUGAAGGGAAGAAAUGUCCAGGUUGUGCUCCGCGUCUCCAAAGUCCACUUGACCCCUCAAGGACCUAGCUUCCCGGGCUCAGAGUGGCAUGCAGAAGGCAUGCGAAGUGAACGUAUUGUAGCCUGUGGAAUUCACGUCUUAUCUUCCGAAAACUUGACAUCAAGUUCACUCCAAUUUCGUAUGGCCGUUACCUACCCUCGUGGCUUCUUCGCUGGCGACACAGGCGCCACGUUAAGAACAUGGGGGCUCACCGAUGGUGAUUCUUGUCACCAAUACAUUGGCUCCGUUCCAGUUCGUCCAGGUCUCAGCCUUGUUUUCCCGAAUAUCUACCAACACCGUCACACUCCAUUCGAAAUCCUUGACUCGACGAAGGAGGGCGAAAUGACGCUAAUUCACUUCUUGCUCGUCGAUCCGGAUAUAAAGCCCAUUGUGUCCACCUCAUCGGUUGGUCCUCAACAAAAGACAUGGAUUCGGAAAGCCCUCAACGAAAGUCUCGAUCCACGACUGCCAAUAGAGGUUUUGGACAAUAUCAUGGAGCAUACUGAGGGAUUGAUGACAGACGAAGAAGCUGGAGUUUAUAGGCAAGAAAUGAUCAAGAGUCGGGCAAGAUUCACCCAAUGUAGCAACAAUUAUCAUUUCUGCAUCCCGUUUGAUAUCUGGAAUGGACCCGAUUUCGCCCACUGA
Molecule: messenger RNA, 1668 nt
Organism: Laccaria bicolor S238N-H82
Lineage: Eukaryota; Fungi; Basidiomycota; Agaricomycetes; Agaricales; Hydnangiaceae
Exons: 7
Coding region: 1-1668 (555 amino acids)
Source: RefSeq, a predicted model, not a curated record